Carya illinoinensis is the source of this 2145-nucleotide messenger RNA. RefSeq names its product UDP-rhamnose/UDP-galactose transporter 3-like. Lineage: Eukaryota; Viridiplantae; Streptophyta; Magnoliopsida; Fagales; Juglandaceae. Bases 771 to 1814 code for a protein of 347 amino acids. The record is from RefSeq and is a predicted model, not a curated record. The transcript has 5 exons. Gene Ontology annotation, cellular component: Golgi apparatus. Gene Ontology annotation, molecular function: UDP-galactose transmembrane transporter activity; antiporter activity.
UGGGGGCACGUCAAUCGAUUCACAGGGUUGACUCGUGAUUAAAAAGGUGAAAUAAAAUAAAUCCCAAGCAUUUCCCAAAAAUGUAAAAUCAUUGAAAAAAGUAAAGUAGUUGAAGGGAAUCAUCCAAUUGCUAGGCUGCUAGCUGCAAGAUCCUGAUUUCCGCUUCAAAUUCAUAUAAAAAAAAGAAGUUAGUGACGAAAGUCGAAAGUAAAGGUCAGGUAAAUCAAGGCUCGAUUUUGAUGUACAAAUUAUUUUAUUUAAGUUUCUUGAACACGAAGUUGUGAAGAGGAAAUAAACUGGGUUGGUCGACACUGCAAGAGACAUCUUCCAAAUUCCAUUAAUGGUGGAGGUCAUGUGGAAAUGAAGGAAAAUAUGAAGGAAUAAUGGAAGUGAUCAACGAGGAAAUCUGACUAACGUACAGGUGUUAAAAAGGAUAUUAGGGUUAACCCCAUCUUCACUGCACGUCUCUAUUUAUUUAUUUAUUAUUAUUAUUAUUUUUUUUUUAUGUGUGUAUUUAUCUGACUAACAUGCAUGCUAACAUGCUGAUUGCUCUGCAAGACGGCAAAGGAAGGAUUAUAUAUGAAAUCAGCCAUAUAAAAAAACGAAGCACUUUUCCCGGUUAAAAAGCAGAAUAUAAGUCCCAUCUAUGACACUUUUUGCGUCGAAAUACGUUAUUGUUUUGUGUUAUAAAGAGUCUCUAUACUGUUCUGUACGUUGUCUCCAUCGGCUUGAACUUUGGCAUCUUUAUGCGAUUUGCCAAGUUUACGUAAAUGGAGAAGGAGAGGAAAUCAUCGACUGUAGCAGUGUCUGAUGUUGGAGCAUGGGCUAUGAACAUUAUAAGCUCUGUAGGGAUUAUCAUGGCCAACAAGCAGCUUCUGUCCUCUUCUGGUUUUGCUUUCACCUUCGCAACAAUUUUAACUGGCUUCCACUUUUCUGUGACUGCGUUGGUUGGUUGGUUGUCUAAUGCUGCCGGUUGUUCUGCAUCAUCAAAGCACAUCCCGAUGUGGGAGCUUCUUUGGUUUUCAAUUAUUGCCAACACAUCAAUCGCAGGAAUGAACUUCAGCCUCAUGUUGAACUCUGUUGGAUUUUACCAGAUUUCAAAAUUAAGUAUGAUUCCUGUGGUUUGUGUGAUGGAAUGGAUUAUUCAUGGCAAACGGUAUUCAAAGGAAGUCAAGAUGGCUGUUGCAGUUGUUGUUGUUGGGGUGGGCAUCUGUACAGUAACAGAUGUGAAAGUUAAUGCCAAAGGUUUUCUCUGUUCCUGUGUUGGAGUUAUAUGUUCAUCCUUACAACAAAUUUCCAUUGGUUCCUUACAGAAGAAGUACUCAGUAGGCUCUUUUGAAUUGCUAAGCAAGACAGCUCCAUUACAAGCUCUCUCCCUUCUUGUUGUUGGUCCAGUAAUCGAUUAUUACCUUACAGGAAAACUUCUAUCAAAUUACAAGCUGUCUUCUGGUGCAUUUUUUUUCAUACUACUCUCUUGCUCUCUGGCUGUAUUCUGCAAUAUGAGUCAGUAUCUCUGCAUUGGACGCUUCUCUGCCGUCUCCUUCAAUGUUUUAGGUCACAUGAAAACAGUAUGUGUCCUGUCAUUGGGGUGGAUACUCUUUGAUUCAGAGCUGACACCGAAAAACAUCCUCGGCAUGCUGCUUGCCGUUGUCGGCAUGGUUGUGUAUAGUUGGGCAGUGGAGGUUGAGAAGCAAGCUGGUACCAAGAUCAUUGCCGCGAAACACAGUCUAUCAGAAGAGGAUUCACACCUUUUGAAGGGGGAAGAGGCAGAGGGUCUAGAGAAGGAUGUAGAACUUGCCAAGUCUUUAGAAUAGGCCAACCUUUUCAUAAAGCCAAAAAGUACAAUUUCUUUUUUUAUGUCCCCCUCAUUCUUUGCCACAUCAAGACAUACAUGAUCAAGAACAUGUGUGAGCAUGAUCUGCAAACUUCUCCAUUGAAGAUGUCAGUCAUCAAUGAAAAAACUUUUCUGUUGUUCUUGCCCAGUUGUUCUUUAUCAUUUUGUUAGAUGCUAGGAAAUGAAGUUUAGGUUGAGUUAAAUACUGAACUGUAUCACAUCAAAAACAUUCAAUGGAAACCAAUCAGAAUCCAGUGGAUGCGUUCUUCUUUUAUCAGAUUCUUCAAAAGAAAAGUGCUAGUGCAAAGAAA